AGCACACAUGCUUUAAGUCUGAUGCAAUCCUUUGUCUGUUCAGUAGAGUACGCACAUCCACUUGGCCAGCUAGCUCUGACUCGUCUCCCCAUCCCGAUCAGAUUGUGAUACAGGAAUCUACCUUUGGAUGUACUACCCGGUCAUCCCUAUCAGACUAGCUGCACUGCUCCAGGAUCCAGGUUCACAACUUAGCAUAACCAAAGGAGAAUUGAAUAAAAGCUAGCAACUGGAACAAAGGUUUUAAAAUGCCGUUCAAAAAUGGCUUGGAAUUAACUGAAUUGCAGAAUAUGAAUACACCAGAGGAUGACAAUAUUAGCAAUGAUUCCAAUGAGCUCAGUGAAGCAGACAACCACCGUAUCAGCAGUAAAUUUAUUGCGGAUCGUGAAAGCAGAAGAAGUCUUACUAACAGUCACCUGGAAAAGAAGAAAUCCUGUGAUGAUUAUAGUCCGGGCACAACAUCCAUUGGAAUGUCUGUCUUUAACUUGAGUAAUGCUAUCAUGGGGAGCGGGAUUCUUGGCUUGGCUUUUGCUUUGGCAAAUACAGGAAUAGUCCUGUUUGUGCUGCUCCUAACUUCGGUGACUUUGUUGUCUAUCUACUCUAUUAAUCUGCUACUGAAAUGUUCCCAAGAAACAGGUUGUAUGGUUUAUGAGAAGUUGGGGGAGCAAGUAUUUGGGACGCCAGGAAGAUUGCUGGUCUUUGGAUCAACAACACUUCAGAACUCUGGAGCAAUGCUAAGCUAUCUUUUCAUAGUAAAAAAUGAGUUACCAAAUGUUAUUAAAUUCCUGAUUGGAAUGGAAGAUACAACGCCUUGGUAUCUUGAUGGACGGUUUCUUCUAGGUGUUGUAACUGUUGGAAUUAUACUUCCUCUGUGUCUUCUCAAAAAUUUAGGCUACCUUGGCUACACUAGUGGGUUCUCCUUGACCUGUAUGUUUUUUUUCCUUGUGGUGGUUGUCUACAACAAAUUUAUAAUUCCAUGUCCCUAUUUAAGUGCCAACGAAACCUUACACAGUCCUCCUAAUGCAACAGUAGAAGAACAGUGUACACCAAAGUAUUUCACAUUUAAUUCUAAGACCGCUUAUGCACUGCCAACACUUGCAUUUGCAUUCGUGUGUCAUCCGUCAGUCCUACCUAUAUACAGCGAGCUCAGAGACCGCACACAGAAGAAAAUGCAGCUGGUAUCACAUAUUUCAUUCUUCUCUAUGUUUCUUAUGUAUUUUCUUACUGCCAUAUUUGGUUAUCUGACUUUUUAUGAUAAAGUGGAAUCCGAACUUCUCGGGACAUACAGUAAUAAAAAGAGCAUUCUCCUAUUGACUGUACGUCUGGCUGUUAUAAUUGCAGUUAUACUUACUGUUCCAGUGCUAUUUUUUACUGUUCGAUCCUCAUUGUUUGAACUGGCUCGGAAGACAAAAUAUAAAUUCUGGGAGCAUUUACUAGUGACAGUAAUCCUUCUAAUUGUAAUUGACAUGCUGGUUAUCUUCAUACCAACAAUGAAAGACAUUUUUGGAGCCAUAGGUGCAACAUCUGCUAAUAUGCUGAUAUUUAUUCUUCCCUCAAUAUUAUACUUGAAAAUUACUAGCGGUAAUGAUGCUUUGUCAAAGGAAAGAUUUUGGGCAUCUGCUUUCUUUCUACUUGGGUUGUUAUUCUCUAUGGUGAGCAUUCCUCUUGUGAUAUAUGACUGGGUGCAUUCAGGAAAUCCAUAAGAUGAAAGCCGAAUUUUGUCUACAAGGUGUCCUCUUACCACCACCUCCACCACCACAUUGUUUUAAGGGCACAAAUAGGCAAUAGUUUGGAGGACAAAUCUUACUAUACCUCAUUGGAUUUCUCUACUCCAUGUCUUACAGUAUCGCAAUGAUGUUACUCAGUGAAAUAUUAUACUUUGUAAGAUAGCAAUUUUCCUUUCUAGCUUAUCCUGUAGGUUUUUUUUCCAGCUAUCACUUCACUGAUCAGGUUUCUGUUUCAGAAAAUUAAAUUUUCAUUGUUUUCAAAAUGUAUUGUUAAAAAAUGUAAUGUACAUGAAAAAACAAACAUUGCUAUAUCAAACACAUACUGUUGAUAUUGUUCAGUUGUACUGCCUACAGCAAAUUUAUUGAUAACUCGCAUCAACUUUGGGACUAGCUCCAGGGUUAUUGGAUUGACACUGUUUAUAGAAACCUAUAGUGUAAAUUCGCCUGGAUUUAUUUUUCUUAUAGAAAUUAGCAUGUAAAUGGUCAUUAUGUAAAGCAGUUUGGUUCAACCUUACUUUUGCUGUUAUUGAGUAAUGUGCUACAGGUUCUGUAAUGUCAUAAUCUAAUAAUGUAACAUAAAAAAAAUUCAUAGUAAAAAAGAAAAAAAAGAAAGAGUAAUGUGCUACAGGUCCUGUAAUGUCAUAAUCUAAUAAUGUAACAUAAAAAAAUGUCACAGUAAAAA
Molecule: messenger RNA, 2406 nt
Organism: Hyla sarda
Lineage: Eukaryota; Metazoa; Chordata; Amphibia; Anura; Hylidae
Gene: SLC38A1
Product: solute carrier family 38 member 1
Exons: 16
Coding region: 246-1700 (484 amino acids)
Biological process (GO): L-glutamine transport; amino acid transmembrane transport
Molecular function (GO): L-glutamine transmembrane transporter activity
Source: RefSeq, a predicted model, not a curated record